This is a messenger RNA of Papilio xuthus (Asian swallowtail), 2122 nucleotides long. RefSeq names its product UDP-glycosyltransferase UGT46A2 (gene UGT46A2). The record is from RefSeq and is a predicted model, not a curated record. Gene Ontology annotation, molecular function: UDP-glycosyltransferase activity. NCBI's taxonomy places the organism in Eukaryota, Metazoa, Arthropoda, Insecta, Lepidoptera, Papilionidae. Bases 243 to 1829 code for a protein of 528 amino acids. The transcript has 4 exons.
ACGCGCGUGUAAUUUUAUAGAUUUUGCGAACCGAAGAAACAUUUUAAUAUUACAUUCCAUGCGAACAAAGUCACGGGCUAGAACAAAAUAAUAUAAUUAAGAUAAUAAAUAAAAGAAAAAAACGAUACAAUAAAAAAAACCUACAGAUAAAUUGAUAACAUCCUCCUUUCAGAAGUCAGUGAAUAAGCAAACCUCGAAUUAGUUAGUUAUCUUGUAGUCGUCUUAAAUUGUAGACGUGUACAAUGCGGUGUGGAAUAAUUGUUAUAAUUUUCGCAGUGCUCGCAAGUAGAAGUACAGAAUGUGCUCGGAUCCUCGGUUUGUUCCCUCACAUAGGCAAGAGCCAUUAUAUUGUCUUCCAGUCUCUUUUACAAGCGCUAGCAGACCGCGGCCAUGAUGUCACAACUGUCUCCUUCUUUCCGAUCAAAAAUCCACCACCGAACUACAAAGAUGUUAGCCUAGAAGGUAUUUCGGACUUAGGAUUGGAAGUAUUAGAUUUAUCUCUUUUUGAAUUCCCUCCAGUAUUCAUGAAGAUACCAGUUAUCAGUGUGUUACUGAAGGCUAAAGUCGAGAUAAAUAUGUUAGGUGACAUAGGUUUGGGUGUUUGCGAACAAUUAGUACAAUUACCAAGUUUAGCUGAAGUUAUGAAGAAAGAAUACGAUGUGAUACUCACGGAAAAUUUUGUAAGCGAUUGUAUGAUGGGACUUUUACACGUUUAUGGGAACAAAGCUCCUGUAAUCGGAUUAUCAUCAAGUACAUUCAUGGCUUGGGUACCUGAUAGGUACGGUGUGAAUGAUAAUCCAGCCUAUGUUCCCGUUAUCACGUGCCCAUAUUCGACCACAAUGAAUUUCAUACAACGAUUAGGGAACUUCAUCGUGAAUGUUUACUCAAAAUACUGGUUUUAUGAAUAUUUGCAAAAAGAAGAGCGAGCUAUAAUUGAGAAGCAUUUUAAUACUAAAAUUCCUGACUUGGAAGAGAUAUCAAGAAAUCGAUCUGUUCUUGUGUUAGUGAAUUCGGUACCUAUUUUGAACGGAGCCAAACCGACGGUGCCAUCCGUUAUAGAAGUCGGGGGGAUGCAUUUAGACCACACAAGGAAAGAGUUGCCAUCGUAUAUCGAGAAGUUCCUGAACGAGUCGGAACACGGAGUAAUUUUGCUAAGCUUCGGUUCUCUGAUCAAGACGUCCACCAUUCCCAAGUACAAGGAGGACAUGAUAGUGAACGCGCUGGGCAAGCUGAAGCAGCGGAUUAUCUGGAAGUUCGAGGGGAGUGGAGAAGAGGGUACGCUCACCGGCAACAUUCUCAGAGUCAAAUGGCUGCCUCAAUAUGAAUUACUACAACACAAGAAGGUAGUAGCGUUUAUCGCUCAUGGCGGUCUACUGGGGAUGACGGAGGCGGUCUCUGCUGGCAAGCCGAUGGUAGUGGUACCUUUCUUCGGAGACCAGCCCGCCAACGCUGCGGCGGCUGCUGAAGCCGGCUUUGCUACCGUCGUGCCUUACAUUGAACUUACUGAAGAAAAACUCAUCAAAGCAUUGGAGUUUGUGUUAAGCGCUGAAACUAGAUUGAAUGCGCGUCGCGUUUCGAGCAUAUGGCGCGACAGACAAGCAGACCCGCUAGAGACAGCGGUGUACUGGACUGAGAGAGUCAUACGCUGGGGUCACCAUGCGCAGCUACAUUCGCCCGCAAGAGACAUGCCUUUGUAUCAAAUCGCCUUACUAGACGUCAUCGCCACAUUAGCUGUCGCCAUUUUGAUUUUAUUGGCGAUAUCGUGGUAUAUUUUGUCUAAAGUCUUUCGACUUUUGUUUGGACGAGAAAGUAAAUUGAAAAUGCAAUAGGUUUAUAAUAAAAUAAUAGUGAGAGUUGCUUUAAUUUUGUUAUUGUAUAAUUUAAGCGGUAACAUGUGGUCUAGUUAAGUGAUUAUAGGCUUGACUAACAUAUUUAUUAUCUACAUUGAGUUUUUAUGUUUGUUUUAUCAUAUAUCGAGCAUCCAUUGAUGAAUGUAGAAUAACCCCAAAGAUACUUAUGGACUUAAUAUUUACAGAUAUUACUGCGAGUUUCUGAGACCAAAAUCUCCAUUUAAAACAUGCCGUUAACUGUUUUGUUAAAGGUUAUGACAGGGAUGACGAUA